Lodderomyces margitis is the source of this 1287-nucleotide messenger RNA. RefSeq names its product Ecm33p (gene ECM33). The coding region runs from base 1 to 1287 and encodes 428 amino acids. The transcript is spliced from 2 exons. Gene Ontology annotation, biological process: fungal-type cell wall organization. NCBI's taxonomy places the organism in Eukaryota, Fungi, Ascomycota, Pichiomycetes, Serinales, Debaryomycetaceae. The record is from RefSeq and is a predicted model, not a curated record. Gene Ontology annotation, cellular component: fungal-type cell wall; plasma membrane.
AUGCAAUUGAAGAACUUAUUGGCUGUUUCAGCUAUUGCAGGUUUAGUUUCUGCUGCCAACAACUCCACUUUAACCACAGCUACUCCGCUGGUAAGCAGUGACUGUUCUUUCUCAGACUUUACCGCUACUGCUUCAUCUCAAGUAUCCCAAGUUGCUGCUUGUGAAACUGCUGUUGGUAACAUUGUCAUCAACGGUGACGCUUUUGGCUCAGUCGAAUUGACUGGUUUGCAACAAUUAUACGGUGACUUGGCUAUUAGAAAUGUCACCAAGGCUCAAACUGUCAAUGCACCAACCUUGCAAUUGGUUUCUGGUGACUUGGAAGUUAAUGCUUGUACUGUUUUGUCUGACUUGAACUUGGCUCAAUUAACCACUGUUGGUACUUUGGAAUUGAAUGCUUUGCCAGCUUUGGAAUCAACUGGUUUGACUGCUGGUUUGACUUCAGCUGAGUCUAUUAUUGUUUCCGAUACUGGAUUGAACCAUUUGACUGGUAUCAAUGUCUACCAAUUGAAAGUUUUCAACGUCAACAACAAUGGUGAUAUCGACUCGAUUGAUUCAGGUUUGAAGGAAGUCACCGACACCCUUGAUAUCUCAUACAAUGCUGAUAAGGUCGAUGUCAACUUGGAUGAAUUGACUUCAGCCAAGAACAUUGUCUUGCAACAAGUCAACUCGUUCCACGCUCCAAACUUGACUGUUGCUAACGGUUCAAUCACUGUCACAUCAUCUUCCCUUGAAAAGCUUGAGUUGGCUCAAUUGAAAUCAGUUGGUAACGCCAUUGCCAUUAACAAGAAUGAUGACUUGGAAGAAUUGGAUUUCCCUAAAUUGACUACCAUUGGUGGUGCUUUGCAAAUUUCCGACAACGAACACUUGAAAUCAUUGGAUGCCUUCUCAGAAGUCACUUCAAUUGGUGGAUCAGUCAACAUUAACGGUUCUUUCGACAAUGGUACUUUCAGCUCAUUGACCAAGGUUGCUGGUGGUUUCAUCUUGAAGAUCGACGGUGACUUAUCAUGUUCCUCAUUCAACAAAUUGAACUCCAACGGUGAUGUUAAAGGUGACAAAUUCCAAUGUCAAGAUCAACAAACUACCUCAUCAUCGUCAUCAAAGAAGAGCUCCCUGUCAUCCGAUUCAUCUGACUCAAGUGAUUCCGGAUCAAGCUCUUCAUCAUCAUCAGGCUCUUCAUCAUCUUCAUCAGGUUCUUCAAGUAAAUCCAAUGAUGCUACUUCUUCAAGAGUUGGAUUAUUUGCCACUGUCGUUUCUGCAUGUAUUGCUGCUGGUGUUGCAUUAUUCUAA